Molecule: messenger RNA, 588 nt
Organism: Westerdykella ornata
Lineage: Eukaryota; Fungi; Ascomycota; Dothideomycetes; Pleosporales; Sporormiaceae
Exons: 2
Coding region: 81-539 (152 amino acids)
Source: RefSeq, a predicted model, not a curated record
AGGCGUCACAAUUUCCGGGGCUGUAUAAGGAAGAGGUGGACCCGAGCGUAACAUGUCGCUCUCAUAUCACAGCCGGGAAGAUGGAGGGACUUGACGAGGAUUGGAAAGGUCUCUGGACGGCGUCUUGUAGGACGCCAUGUGGUGGAAUGGUGAGUAUGGGUCUUGAUGGAAACGGGGUGGGCAUUUGUCGGCGUUUGUGGUGCAAGGAAAAUUAUUUACUGGUAAGCCUCAGCGUUUCUUUACCCUUCUUCUUCCUACUGGCAUGCCAAAGCCAGUAUUUCCGCUUUGCGCUUCAUUUUCAUCUCUUCUUUUUGCAUAUGGGUUUCAGCGAGCGGGAUUGCAUGGGCCUUUUCUUUUGCUUAUUCCCUUCUUCUUUUGUCUUGGUUUGUUGUAUAGCGGGGGAUUGGAUCUAUGAGGAGCCAUUAUAUAGGUGUGUGAGAUUUGAGAUGGAUAUCUUUUUGGGGAGGGUUUUGGAGAUUUACGAUGGGUUUUUGAGGGGAUCUGUGAGAUGGUGGAUAUUCUUUCUUUUUUUUGGAUAGUUAGGGGGGUUGUUAGGAUGUUGGAGUUGAUUCAGGAGGAGGAGCUUUG